CACUCAAUCUUCACAAUAAAAGAAUCAUACAAAAAAAACGCAGUUUCACUCAAAAUCAUCUCCUUCUUCCUCCAAAAACCCUAAUUUCCGAAAUUCUUCAAUCUCUCUCCUCCAAUGGCGAGCGGUGGGCCCAACUUAGAGUGCAGAAUGUACGAAUCAAGGUAUCCAGAAGUAGACAUGGCGGUGAUGAUUCAAGUGAAAAACAUCGCAGAUAUGGGAGCUUAUGUAUCUCUUUUAGAGUACAAUAACAUCGAAGGAAUGAUCCUUUUUUCUGAACUUUCUCGUCGUCGAAUUCGGAGUGUUAAUAGUCUUAUUCGUGUUGGUCGGACUGAACCUGUUAUGGUUCUUAGGGUUGAUAAAGAGAAAGGUUACAUCGAUCUUAGUAAACGUAGGGUUUCUGAAGAAGAUAUUGCUCAGUGUGAAGAACGUUAUAAUAAGAGUAAGCUUGUUCACUCUAUUAUGCGUCAUGUUGCUGAGACUAUGAAUAUGGACUUGGAGGAUUUAUAUGUGCAUAUCGGAUGGCCUCUGUAUCGAAAGUAUGGACAUGCUUUUGAGGCUUUCAAGAAUGUAGUGAAUGACCCUGACACGAUUUUGGAUGCGCUUACCUAUGAAGUCAAAGAAACUGGUUCUGAUGGUCAGGAGGUAACAAAGGUGGUCCAUGCUGUUACCCCAGAGAUCAAGGAUGCUCUGGUUAAGAAUAUUAAACGAAGAAUGACUCCUCAGCCUUUAAAAAUUCGUGCUGAUAUUGAAAUGAAAUGUUUCCAGUUUGAUGGAGUGCUUCAUAUAAAAGAAGCCAUGCGUAAAGCGGAAGCUGCUGGAACGGAUGAGUGCCCUGUGAAAAUUAAACUAGUUGCACCCCCACUUUAUGUUCUAACCACUCAGACUCUUGAUAAGGAACAAGGUAUUUCAACGCUUAGCAAGGCAAUUGUAGCUUGUACUGAAGAAAUUGAACGUCACAAAGGAAAACUGGUGGUGAAGGAUGCACCAAGAACUGUGAGUGAAAGGGAUGAUAAAUUACUCCAAGAUGUCAUGGAUAAAUUGCGUAUGAAUAAUGAAGAGAAGAGUGGCGACGAGGAUAGUGAAGAGGAAGAAGAUACUGGAAUGGGUGAUGUUGAUGUUGAAAAUGCAGGGUUUCACGACUAGUUUGAAUCUAGGAGAAAAUUUGACAGGAGAGUGGAAGAUGAUAGCAGAGUGUCUCUCUUUUUGUUACCUUGCCGAUGAAUUUUCGUACAUUUUAUUGUUCGUACGGUCGAGACUUGUACAUGGCCGGAACGGCUUUUUUCCCACAACUAGUAGCUUUGAAGUCUCUGAGCGUCUUGAUUAUUAUGCUACAAAAUUAGUCAAAGACUACUAUAUAAGAGCUUUUCACAUAGUUUUGGUAUAUGGCGCAUUUUGUCGGUCUAUGAUAAUCAUUUCAAGUAAUUUUUGUAGGUCUAUGAUAAUGAUCUCAAGUUAUUAAUUAUGGCAUUGCAGGGUCAUAUUAUUUCAA
Molecule: messenger RNA, 1489 nt
Organism: Beta vulgaris subsp. vulgaris (sugar beet)
Lineage: Eukaryota; Viridiplantae; Streptophyta; Magnoliopsida; Caryophyllales; Amaranthaceae
Product: eukaryotic translation initiation factor 2 subunit alpha homolog
Exons: 7
Coding region: 115-1143 (342 amino acids)
Cellular component (GO): multi-eIF complex; eukaryotic translation initiation factor 2 complex; eukaryotic 48S preinitiation complex
Molecular function (GO): translation initiation factor activity; ribosome binding; RNA binding
Source: RefSeq, a predicted model, not a curated record